Molecule: messenger RNA, 4929 nt
Organism: Notechis scutatus (mainland tiger snake)
Lineage: Eukaryota; Metazoa; Chordata; Lepidosauria; Squamata; Elapidae
Gene: FAM120A
Product: family with sequence similarity 120 member A
Cellular component (GO): nucleus
Source: RefSeq, a predicted model, not a curated record
AUGGGAGUGCAGGGCUUCCAGGACUACAUCGAGAAACACUGCCCGAGUGCCGUUGUGCCCGUCGAAUUGCAGAAGCUGGCCCGGGGCAGCUUGGUAGGUGGUGGUCGCCAAAGGCCGCCUCAGACCCCGCUGCGACUCCUCAUCGACGCCGACAACUGCCUGCACCGACUCUACGGCGGCUUUUACACGGACUGGGUGAGCGGCGGGCAAUGGAACCACAUGCUGGGUUACUUGGCGGCGCUAGCCAAGGCCUGCUUCAACGGCAACAUCGAGCUCUUCGUUUUCUUCAACGGCGCCCUGGAAAAGGCCCGGCUCCACGAGUGGGUGAAGCGGCAAGGCAACGAGCGCCAGACCGCCCAACAGAUUGUCAGCCACGUCCAAAACAAGGGCACCCCGCCGCCCAAGGUCUGGUUUCUCCCGCCUGUCUGCAUGGCGCACUGCAUCCGCUUGGCCCUCAUCCGCUUCCACAUCAAGGUUGCACAAAGUAUCGAAGAUCACCAUCAAGAAGUAAUUGGUUUUUGCCGAGAAAAAGGUUUUCAUGGCUUGGUUGCAUAUGAUUCAGAUUAUGCAUUGUGCAACAUCCCUUACUAUUUCAGUGCCCAUGCCCUAAAACUGAGCCGUAAUGGAAAAAGCCUCACAACAAGCCAAUACCUGAUGCAUGAAGUUGCCAAGCAACUGGACCUGAAUCCAAAUCGGUUUCCUAUUUUUGCUGCUCUUUUAGGUAAUCACAUUCUACCUGAUGAAGAUUUGGCUUCAUUUCAUUGGAGUUUACUUGGUCCAGAACAUCCACUGGCCUCUCUUAAGGUACGAGCACACCAGUUAGUUUUACCACCUUGUGAUGUAGUGAUCAAAGCUGUAGCUGACUAUGUCCGUAAUAUUCAAGACACCUCUGAUUUGGAUGCCAUAGCUAAAGAUGUUUUUCAACAUUCACAGUCUAGAACGGACGACAAAGUUAAACGAUUUAAAAGAGCAGUUGCCUAUUAUUCAGCAACUAAUAAGCCUAUGCCAUUUCAUCCACCACAUUACCUAGGCAGGCCAAAUCAUUUGGGAAUGCCGGGUAUAAUGCCACCAUAUGUGUCUCCUCAGAUGCUUAACAUUCCACAGUCUGCCCUGCAAGCAAAGCACGCGGCCCAGCCUAUCUCUAGUCAUGGUAACGCCCAGGGUCAGGGCCCAUAUCCCUAUAGUCUGUCAGAACCUGCCAUCACGUUGGACACAAGUGGAAAAAAUCUUUCUGAGCAGAAUUACAGCAACAUCCCUCAUGAAGGAAAACAUACUCCAUUAUAUGAACGAUCCUCUCCAAUAAACCCAGCUCAGAGUGGGAGCCCCAAUCAUGUUGAUUCAACAUACUUUCCUGCCUCUUCCACGUCAUCUUCCUCAGAUAAUGAUGAAGGCAGCGGAGGUGCUGUGAAUCAUGUUGGUGGAAACAAAUUGAAUUGGGAAAAAAUAGGAACUCAGUCAGAAAAUCAAGCAUGUGGGGAUCCAGGACACCAAUCAAAGGUGGAAGGUUCCUCUACUGUUUCUUCAGGGAAUCAGGCAGCUGAAGUUAAAGGGAACCAAACCAGUAGCACACAAAUCCCAUGUCUGUUGUCAAUGCCCACCAGGAACCAUAUGGAUAUUACCACUCCUCCAUUACCUCCUGUAGCACCUGAAGUAUUAAGAGUAGCAGAACACAGACACAAAAAAGGAUUAAUGUAUCCCUACAUAUUUCAUAUCCUAACCAAGGGUGAGAUUAAAAUUUCAGUUUCUAUUGAAGAUGAAGCAAACAAAGACCUGCCUCCUGCUGCUCUUCUUUAUAGGCCAGUUCGUCAGUAUGUUUAUGGAGUCCUGUUUAGUUUGGCAGAAAGCAGGAAAAAAACAGAGAGGCUUGCUUUUAGAAAGAACAGACUUCCUCCUGAAUUCUCGCCAGUGAUAAUUAAGGAAUGGGCUGCUUACAAAGGAAAGUCUCCCCAGACUCCUGAGUUAGUAGAAGCUCUUGCAUUUAGGGAAUGGACCUGCCCUAAUUUGAAGAAGCUUUGGUUGGGGAAAGCAGUAGAGGACAAGAACCGACGAAUGAGGGCAUUCUUGGCCUGUAUGAGGUCAGACACACCAGCAAUGCUAAAUCCAGCUAAUGUGCCCACUCACCUAAUGGUGCUCUGUUGUGUAUUAAGAUAUAUGGUGCAGUGGCCUGGAGUUCGGAUACUUCGUCGCCAAGAACUUGAUGCCUUCUUGGCUCAAGCUUUAUCUCCAAAACUCUAUGAACCUGACCAACUGCAGGAACUAAAGAUUGAAAACCUAGAUCCUCGAGGAAUUCAGCUCUCAGCAUUAUUCAUGAGUGGUGUUGACAUGGCAUUGUUUGCCAAUGAUGCUUGUGGGCAGCCAAUUCCAUGGGAGCAUUGUUGUCCAUGGAUGUACUUUGAUGGGAAGUUGUUCCAGACGAAGCUCAUCAAAGCAAGUCGGGAGAAAGCUCCCCUCAUUGACCUCUGUGAUGGUCAGGCUGAACAAGCUGCCAAGGUAGAAAAGAUGCGCCAGAGCAUCCUUGAAGGUUUAAAUUUCUCCAGGCAAAACCAUCCACUCCCUUUCCCACCACCACCUGCCAUGCCUUUCUAUCCAGCUUCUGUUUAUCCUCGGCACUUUGGGCCAGUUCCACCUCAGGGCAGAGGCCGAGGCUUCACUGGAGUCUAUGGCUUUGGGGGCCCAUAUGGGGAAACGGUUGCAGCAGGUGCAUAUCGGACCUUCCGAGUGACUGCCACAGGAGGACACUGUGGACAUUUCUCUGGCAGUGAUGGCAACAGGACUAGCAAGUUUCAGGGCGGUGUCCAACCCAUUCCUUCUCAGGGAGGGAAGCUUGAAAUAGCUGGCACUGUGGUGGGCCACUGGGCUGGAAGCAGGCGUGGUCGAGGAGGAAGCAGGGGGCCAUUUCCUCUGCAGGUGGUUUCCGUUGGAGGGCCAAGAGGACGUCCUAGAGGAGUUAUUUCCACGCCAGUGAUAAGAACAUUUGGCCGAGGAGGAAGAUACUAUGGGAGAGCUUAUAAGAACCAGGGAGUUAUUCAGGGCAAACCUCCUUAUGCUGCUUCAGCAGAGGAAGUGGCCAAAGAACUUAAAUCAAAAUCAGAGGAAGGCAAGUCCUCUAUUGUGUCUUCAGAAGGAUCCCUGGCUGAAAAUGGCAUAAUAAAUGAGGAGAAACCAGCUUCCCAUAUGAAUGGGAGUACAGCAGAUGUCAGGGCUUCCAACCAGUCUGAAAGUGCCUUGAGUAAUGACUCUAAAAUGUGCAAUACAAAUCCUCACUUAAAUGCACUAAAUGCAGACAGUAUUUGCCAUAAAGAUGAUGCUCUUGAGGCUACUGUCUUAAAAAAAGAAGAGUAAACUUAUUUUUUAUAGAGGGUGAAGGAUGUUGGAAGGGUCAGGAUUAGGAAUAUCUGGAAAGAAAGAGAGCCUACAGUUACGUACAUUUUUUCCUUUCCGUAAGAGAAAAAUGAGGACUUGGAAAUUUGGAUCCCUCUUGGAUGUCAGAGAUUUAAAGAACACAUUUUUAGUUUUAACCAGUUGUAGUCAAAAUGCUACAAUACAAUAAAAAUGAAAGAGAAUGAAGAGCAUUUGACUCCCGCACUUAAAAUGAUGUAUACACAAAGUUUAAACUGGUUACAACAAAAGCUUGUAGUUUUUGUUUCUUGAAAUAUAUUAAAAAGGAAAAGAAAAACAAAUUUUGGCAGUCUUUCAGUAUAUAUAGCUUAAAGUAUAAUUUUUAGUACUUGGCACCAUAUGUAUGCCAUUAUAUUUGAUUUUGCAUUACUAUGUCACAAAGCUUUCCUUAAGGCUUUGAUUUCAUGAUUAUGGGGGGGGGAAAGGCACAACCACAGUUCUUUCUUUUCUUAAAUUUCAUCACCGUUGAUGUGGUUUCUUUUUAUGUUUAAAAUGUGCAAACUAUCAAAAAAAAAUUAUAGAGUAAUAUUGGAGUUCUGCUGAUUUUAAAUAUACAUCAUAAUACUUUACAAGCAAGUUAAAAUGGAUUUAACUUGAAAAUCAUAGAAGAUGCAAAUGACCUUUUCAAAAGAAACACAAUGUGUUCUGAUACUUUUUGUGACUAAUACCAUGCAUCCGUGAUCAAUGAACUAUGUGGUUUUUGAAUCAGACGUAGACCAUUAGUACUACUAUUUGAGCUAAACUUCUGCAUGGUUCAUAAUUUUAAAGUGUGUAGUUAAUAUUAUGCAUGUUCUUGUCCUCUUUCUUCCAUUCUUACAAGUACUGUGCCCAUUUGCAAAACAAAAAAAGCUAAUAAUCAGUAAUAGUCCUAUAAAAGAUGUUAACUAUGUUUAGUCAUUGACUGAUCUUGCUCUAACCUUAAAAUUUUGUGAUUAUUGACCUCUGUUGCAUUUAUUCUAAAACAAAAAAAAAUUAUCUAGCCGUUUUGAAUAUCAACGUUACCCUGGUGUACUCAUUGCUGUAUGCAUUAUUGUUCUCUGUUGCUGUUUUAUGCCUUCAUAUUAGCAAAUAUGAAAUUCUGUGGAAAAACACAAAAAAAGCUUUGAUCUUCAAGAAAUACCCCCCUUCUGUAGCAGGAAACAAAUGGCUUGUUCUUGAGAACUUUCCCAUCAAGAAUUUAGUAUAAGCAAAUAUACCUGUAUCAUUUUGAUGUUUUUGUUAGUGUUUCCAAACUUAAUGUACUUCAGAAUCAGAAUCAUUUCUUUAUAUUCGUUUUCAUAUAAUUCUCCUGAUGCUCUUCAUCACACAUUAGUGAUCAGAAAUGAGGUGUAAUUCCCCAUUCCCUGCCCGCAAGAGCUAAGUAGGUAUCUUAAUGUAAGUUGAAGGGAGUUCUGCCCCAACUCAUGGAUUGUGCAAGAAUGAACUACUGUUGGGUUUGAUUGGUUGUAGAUGGAUUGUGGUGUGGUGUAUUUGAAGGCUAUUGAAUGCAACUUACAAUGCUUAAUAAAAAUCUUUAUUCUUUUAGUAUAA